This is a messenger RNA of Brettanomyces bruxellensis, 1602 nucleotides long. RefSeq lists its product as uncharacterized. The transcript has a single exon. Lineage: Eukaryota; Fungi; Ascomycota; Pichiomycetes; Pichiales; Pichiaceae. Bases 1 to 1602 code for a protein of 533 amino acids. Gene Ontology annotation, cellular component: membrane. Gene Ontology annotation, molecular function: signaling receptor activity. The record is from RefSeq and is a predicted model, not a curated record.
AUGCUUGAAAACGAGCAGGCAGAUAGUAUAAAUAUGACAUCACCCGAUAUCGGAGAGGGGCGGAGCCAACUUGUUCAUAGAAAAAGAAGAAAGAGAGCUGAUUCGAUGUCGGCAUUACCGAACAGUGCCGGGCAGCCAAGUUUAGAAGAAAGAAUGCUUUAUAGAAUGGAUGAAUUUUUGGGCUCAAUGGAGACGAAGCUGGACUUUCUACAGAGAUAUGUUGAGCGGUCCAAUGAUCCAUCAUCGUCAUCCUUUAAAGAGAAGCUCAUGCCAUCUCCUCAAUUACUAGAAGUGUGGAAAAAGACUAAGGAGUCCGUUAUUGAUUCGUAUACUUACUCGAAAGAGACAGCUGCAAAUCCACUUUUGGCGGUUCUAAAUGGGAUGGAAAAGAAGAAACUGAAUGAUUCAAAGCAGAUAGAACCGACGGACAACAGGAUUGGUACCGACGGUAGCAUUAAUAUAUCUUCUUUCCAGCAGCAGUUUCCAUCUUCCGUUUCCAGUCAGUACAAUCGGAUCAUGGAUCGGCUUCGCAAGCUAGAUUUACAGAUGGACACAUUUGAGAAAACAUACGGAUUGAUGCCGCAGAAUCCACAACAAACUCUUCGCAAACUUCGUUCUUCGUUGUACAAUUAUGAAAAAGCGCUAGUCGCCGGAUCGCAUCGUCUGUUACAUUUUUAUGAACUUCCGUUUCAGUGGAGAGAAAACCGUUAUAUUGUUUUUGGAUACCGGUUCUCGAAGUCGCACUCUUCGGCAGUAAGGAGCAUCUUUCAUCUGCACAAUGAAACUGCAAACAUAUGGACACAUCUACUGGGUGCAUUGCUUAUAUUUGGUCUCGCAGUCUGGCAUUAUCCAAAUACACGGGUGUACCAACUUUCCUCCUGGGGAGAUCGUCUGGUCACAUUUACUUUUCUUGCUGCUGCCAUUAAAUGUCUCUUAUUUUCAGUGGUUUGGCACACAUUUGCCAACAUAUCUACACUGCAUCUACGGCAACGGUUUGCAUGCUUUGAUUACAGUGGAAUCACAAUUCUCAUUAUUGCAUCAAUAAUGACCACAGAACACAUUUCGUUGAGGGAUUAUUGGACUUUACGGCUUGGCUUUGUGCUGUUUUCUUUCCUUGCAGGGGUGGCUGGAGUUCUCUUCUCUUGUUCUCCUCAUUUUGAUAAGCCGGACUCUCGCGUUUUGAGAAUUGGCUUUUUCAUUGGUUUAGCAACUCUCGGCAUAAUGGCAUUUAUUACUUCUUCUUUCCUCAAGGGUUUUAUGUACACGCUAAAUCUAUACUCCCCUCUAUUUGUCAGUUUUGCUGGCUAUUUAAUCGGAGUUGUGUUUUAUGGAUGCCUUAUACCCGAGCGUUGGAGAUCCGAUGUUGUGAUUGACAAUUUCCAAAUCACUGAUGAAUCUAUUUUGGAUUUGGACAGGAAAGGCAAACUCCAAUCUUAUUUAAAUAAGCAGCCUGAAAAGACUGGCCAACGCAAGUCUCUGUUUUCUCUUUGGUGGGUCGAUUAUAUUUUUAGCUCUCACAAUCUCUGGCAUCUUUUUGUAAUCUUUGGCAUUCUUGGUCACUACUUCGCCACAUUAAAGAUGUUUCAGACAAUUCUAGAAUGA